UAAAUGAAAUGAAAACCAACUAAAUUCAUUAUUCUUCUCCACAGAAAACAUCAUCGCUAUCUACUCGGCCACAUCGCGAGGACGCAUGCAGCUCAUUUAUGGCGGGCAGCCGUUCAUCUUUGAGAAAACGCUGAAGCUGUCAUCGGGCGAGGAAAAGCGAUUCUGGCGCUGCAACCAAUGGUGGAACCAGAAGUGCCGCUCACGUGUGUUCACAGUCAAUGACAUUGUCUUUCCGCUGAAUCGUUUCCACACGCACGAGGAGAUUGUGCGACGCAAGAAAAGAGUUCGUCGCGUGCUGCCCGAGUCUGAGGGUGUUGCCUCCAAGGUUGUGUCUAGCAUCAGUAGGCAGCAACAGCAGGCGACACAACAGCAGCAGCAGCAGCAGCAACAGCAACAUCAAGAUAUGCAAGAGCAGCUGGCGAGUGAUGCAAUGCUGACAACCACAUUGGAGGAUGAAUCGCCGGCCACGAUUGAUGUGAACGAGCUGGGCAUGCACCUGAAGUACGAGGAAAUAGUGGCCGAUGUUACACGCAUUGAGGGCUCCAAUCGCGUGGCCACGCGCCGGAAGUGAGAUGCAAAUCUGCACCAACUCGUACUCGUAGAUUUAAUUUGAUUUUAGGGGACCCUAAGGCGACACGCUAGGACCUAGAACCUACACCACAUUCAAUAUAUGGCAAACAUUUCAGCUUCUAGCAUACACACAGUACAUACACUUAUGAUUAAACUCUCUUCUAAUAAACAUUUAAAAGCCUUUGACAGUAUAGAGUGGAUAUCCCCCCCCCCCAGCUAAGAGUAUUCCAAUACCAAACUAAACUUUACUAACCCAACGGCACACAUGUUCUCGUUUUUUUUGUUGCAGAAGACGCAGUAGCCACACACAAGUUCUACUUCACCAAGGGACAGCGGGAAUCGGUUAAGCUGAACUACGCCGGCCAUAGCUAUGUGAAGUUCAUGCAGAACAGUCGCGGCACCAAGUGGAUAUGCGCCACACGCUCCACGACCAAGUGUCGGGCACGCGUUCGCACCAAUGUAAAUAAUUCCCUGGAGAUUCUCCACGCGCCACACAAUCACGAAAUGUCGCCACAAAUGGAGAAAAGGCGCCACCGUCAGAAGAUCAUAGCAAAGUUGAAUAGAAAUGAGCCCGAAAGACGCUAGUUUAAGUGCAAAAGUAAUAAUGGUUAUCGUCAUUUUAAGCAAGUCUAAAAGUUGUAUUGCUUUAUUGCCAUAUUUAAAAUAAUUUAAAAUGCUACAAAUCCUGAGAAAAUGGCUUAA
This is a messenger RNA of Drosophila guanche, 1272 nucleotides long. RefSeq lists its product as uncharacterized. The record is from RefSeq and is a predicted model, not a curated record. The transcript has a single exon. NCBI's taxonomy places the organism in Eukaryota, Metazoa, Arthropoda, Insecta, Diptera, Drosophilidae. Bases 86 to 571 code for a protein of 161 amino acids.